Emericellopsis atlantica is the source of this 1024-nucleotide messenger RNA. RefSeq names its product putative 60S ribosomal protein L6. The coding region runs from base 1 to 768 and encodes 255 amino acids. Gene Ontology annotation, molecular function: structural constituent of ribosome; rRNA binding. Gene Ontology annotation, biological process: translation. The record is from RefSeq and is a predicted model, not a curated record. The transcript has 3 exons. Gene Ontology annotation, cellular component: ribosome; mitochondrial large ribosomal subunit. NCBI's taxonomy places the organism in Eukaryota, Fungi, Ascomycota, Sordariomycetes, Hypocreales, Bionectriaceae.
AUGGCCGCAUCUUUCGCUCCUUCUAGGAGCAAGGCGCUCUGCCGGACAGUCGCGGCCUCAUCAGCCUCAAGUCUCCCGGAAUUUCUGGUACCAGCGUGGCGAACGACCUCUGCCAGCCAGUCGCGAUCAUUCUCUGCCACCUCGAGAUGUCCAUCGAAGCUCGGCCGAACACCUAUAACGAUCCCACAGGGUGUCACAGUCACCAAGGGCGAUCUGAUUGCAAAGCAAGGGUCGAGAGACUGGAAGGCGACGUUGAUGUCCAAGUUGACGGUUGAUGGACCACUGGGCCAAUUGGCAUUCGAUGCGCCAGAGUAUAUCCUCCUAGAGCAGGAUCUGGAGAACAAGCUCAUCAAGAUGAACAUUAAGGACGUGGAAAACGAGACACAGAAGGAGAUGUGGGGUACAUCAUGGAAAUACCUCAGCAACUGCAUCACUGGAGUCUCCGAAGGCCACUCGGCCAUUCUCCGUCUCGUCGGUGUCGGUUACCGUGCGACGGUGCAGGAACGUCGUGGAAAGCAGGCCUUCCCUGGACAGCAGCACCUUGUCCUCAAGCUCGGCUUCACACAUACCAUCGAGGAGCCCAUCCCGGCCGGCCUCAAGGUCACGACGCCGCAGCCGACACGUAUCCUGAUCGAGGGAACUGACAAGGUGGAAAUCAUGUCAUUCGCCGGGCGCGUGAAGCAGUGGAGGAAGCCGGAGCCGUACAAGGGCAAGGGAAUCUUUAUCAACGACGAGACGAUCAAGCUCAAGUCGAAGAAGAUCAGCUAGAUGGACGUCGGUUGGUUGGAUUUCUGUAUCAUAUAAGUGGAUUCUGUACAGCAUCUGUACCAUUACUACUGUGUCCGUGGGACCGAAAUAGAGCAUGUUGGUUUCAAAGGGUCUGGUUCUACACGUCGUGCCCCUCGCCGUCUGCUUCUGGCUGCCCUUAAGAUGGUUGCGCAGAGCCGCUCUCUCUUCGCUUCUAGCACCGUCCUUGGAUUAUCUCUUUCCCCAUAUCACUCGACAAAAAGCACGUAUGUAGUAU